ACAUUUCAAAGUUGUAUCGUGACUUGUAGUAAAUAUGGCGCUUUUUGGUAAUAACGGUUAUUCUACUCCCGCACCUUUUUGGCAAAAUGGUCCAACGCCGGGCUGUUUUUAUGAUUUUCCUGGGAGUACCAUACAAUCAGUCGAUCAUGGAAUGCGCCAAAGAUCACAAGCACCUAUGACAACUGGAACAUCAGUAAUUGGAAUACAAUUUAAAGAUGGAGUUAUUAUUGCUGCCGAUAUCCUGGCAUCUUAUGGUUCAUUAGCUCGAUAUAGAAAUUGUGAACGUAUCAUGAAAGUCAACGAUAAUAUUCUUCUUGGUGCUAGCGGUGAUUAUGCAGAUUUUCAGUGCAUCAAAAGUAACAUUGAAAAAAAAAUCCUAGAUGAACAAUGUUUAGAUGAUGGAUUUUCUCUAAAGCCUAAAGCACUUUAUUGUUGGUUAACUCGUGUGAUGUAUAACAGACGAUCAAGUUAUGAUCCAUUUUGGAACAAUUUUGUAAUUGCAGGCUUAGAUAAUGGAAAACCAUUUUUAGGUACAGUAGAUAAACUUGGAACUGCUUACAUUGAUCCAGUAAUUGCAACUGGUUAUGGUGCCUAUAUGGCAACACCUCUAUUGCGGAAAGCAUAUGAAGAAAAUAGUGAAAUGACUAAAGAAGAAGCAAAAGAACUUCUUUACAAAGCUAUGCAAGUUCUUUUUUACAGAGACGCUCGUUCUUUUCCUAAGUAUCAUCUUGGUAUAAUUACUAAAGAUGAAGGUGUGGAGAUUCAAGGUCCAUUAACAUUAGAAAGUAACUGGGAAGCAGCAGUUCUAACCAAAUAAACAUGUUCUUUGAUUUAAAAUAUUUAAAAAUAAUUUUAUUAAAUAAAAUUUAAUUAUAUAA
This is a messenger RNA of Vespa crabro (European hornet), 878 nucleotides long. RefSeq names its product proteasome subunit beta type-4 (gene Prosbeta7). The transcript has 5 exons. Gene Ontology annotation, cellular component: proteasome core complex. The coding region runs from base 35 to 817 and encodes 260 amino acids. NCBI's taxonomy places the organism in Eukaryota, Metazoa, Arthropoda, Insecta, Hymenoptera, Vespidae. The record is from RefSeq and is a predicted model, not a curated record.